This is a messenger RNA of Lodderomyces pseudojiufengensis, 1596 nucleotides long. RefSeq names its product dolichyl-P-Man:Man(6)GlcNAc(2)-PP-dolichol alpha-1,2-mannosyltransferase (gene ALG9). The transcript has a single exon. Bases 1 to 1596 code for a protein of 531 amino acids. The record is from RefSeq and is a predicted model, not a curated record. Gene Ontology annotation, molecular function: alpha-1,2-mannosyltransferase activity. Gene Ontology annotation, biological process: protein N-linked glycosylation. Lineage: Eukaryota; Fungi; Ascomycota; Pichiomycetes; Serinales; Debaryomycetaceae. Gene Ontology annotation, cellular component: endoplasmic reticulum membrane.
AUGGAUUGUGAUGAAACUUUUAAUUAUUGGGAACCUUUAAAUUUAUUAAUUCGUGGAUUUGGUAAACAAACUUGGGAAUAUUCACCUGAAUUUAAUAUUAGAUCUUAUGCUUAUUUAAUUCCAUAUUUUUUUACAGGUAAGUUUUGUCAACUACUAAAUUUAAAUUCGGUUCAAAUUUUUUAUUUUAUACGAAUUAUUAAUCUUGUUGGAUUUACUAGUUAUUGUGAAAUUAAAAUGUUUUGGACUUUGAAUGACUUGAAUUUAGGGAAUAUUGCCAAUUGGUUUUUAUUUUUGAGUUCAAUUAAUGUUGGAAUGAAUCAUGCAGGAGUUGCUUUAUUACCAAGUUCAUUAGCUUUACAAACUGUAUUAUUAGCUAAUUCUUAUAUAUUAAAAAGUUUUAAACAAGAUAAAGAAUCAAAUUUAUUGAAAGCUGUAUUUUGGUAUUUUAUUGGUGGGAUUUUAGGAUGGCCUUUUGCUUUAGCUUUAGGGUUACCUUUGGGGAUUUUUGUUUUAAUACAAAUAGCUUAUCAAAAAUUAAAUUUUACUAUAUUAUUUAAAAUUAUUGGAGUUUUGGGAUUAGUUAUAACUCCAAUUGUAAUUAUUGAUUCAAUUUUAUUACAAAAAUUAGUAUUUAUACCUUUAAAUAUUGUAUUAUAUAAUGUAUUUGGAAAUGAAGGAGAAGGACCAGAAAUUUUUGGUACGGAGCCAUUUAGUUAUUAUGUUUUGAACUUAUUAUUAAAUUUUAAUAUUGUUUUACCUAUUGCAGUGGUUGGAAUCUUGAUAAAUCCAUUCAUUGCGAAGCUAAAAAGUUUUAAUUGGUUAUUAUCAAGUCAAUUAUUAAUUUGGUUUAUUAUAUUUGGAUCUCAACCUCAUAAAGAAGAAAGAUUUAUUUAUCCUAUUUAUUCAUUAAUUAUAUUACUGAGUUCAAUAUUUAUAUCAAAAUUUUUUACAAUUUUAAAAAAAUCUAUAAAAUUAAAUAAAUUUAUUUAUUAUUUAUUACAAUUUGGGUUUAGUUUUACUGUAUUCUUGGUAUCAGUAUUGAGAAUAUUAAAUUUAGUUGAAAAUUAUUCUGCACCUUUAAAAAUAUUUGAAACUGUUAGUCAAUUACCAGAACCAGAUAAUUCUGAUAUUAUAAAUAUUUGUAUGGGUAAAGAAUGGUAUCAUUUUCCCACAUCAUUCUUCUUACCAAAUCAAUAUAGAUUAAAUUUUGUUGAAUCUGGUUUUGAUGGAUUAUUACCAGGAAAUUUCCAUGAAUCUGGUAGUCUAAUUGAUUCAAUUACAUAUAUUCCAAAAAAUAUGAAUAAUAAAAAUAAAUUUGAAAAAGAUAAGGUAAUUGACUUACUGGAUUGUGAUUAUUUUAUUGAUAAUAAUCAAUUAAAUAGUAUACCACAAUUAAUUUUACCAAGUUUAACUGUUGACAAGAACUGGAAAUUAAUUAAUCAUGAGAAAUUGAUUAAUCCUGAUGGGAAGCAUAAUGUGAUUGGGAAAUUAAUUUAUAUUCCUCCCAGUUUAAGAAAAUACAUACCAUAUAAAGUAGAAUAUAUGGAAUUUUGUCUAUUGAAACGAAUAAAAAAGGAUAUUGAUGAUCAAGUUUAA